AUGUUCAAGAUUUUGGUUGAAAAGGAAGUAGGGAAGCCACUCAAGUCUCUAAGAAUUGAUAGGGGCGGUGAAUACACUUCCAUUGUUUUUGAUGAUUUUUGCAAUGAGAACGGGAUUCGUAGGCAACUAACAAAUGUAUACACACCUCAACAAAAUGGCGUCGCAAAGAGGAAGACCCGAACAGUAAUGAAUAUGGCGCGAGCAUUAUUUUCAGCAAAGAAAAUUCCAAAAUCUUUCUUAAAAGACGUCACCCCUCACGAAGCUUGGAGUGGAGUCAAGCCUCACCUGGAGCACUUCAAAGUCUCAGGAUGUAUAGCUCAUGCUCACGUUCCCAAAGUCAACAGAGAAUGGGGUGAUAAAACACAAAAUGAGGGAGGCGAUGAUAACAUGGGAAGUGAAGAUAAGCUUGAGGGAGGUAAUGAAGCGGUAGAAAAUGCAGAAGAGGAUAAUGAGGAAGAGCCACAAGUUCAAGAGGAAGAGUCGGAUAAUGAGGAAGAGCCACAAGUUCAAGAGGAAGAAUCACAAGUUCUAGGGAGACUAAGAAGACCUCCUACUUGGAUGAAUGAUUUUGUAAGUGGAGACACUUUUUCAGAUGAUGACAACAUUAAUAUGGUGCAAAAUAUGGGUCCUGAAGAUCCAACUCAUUUUCAAGAUGCAGUGAAAAAUGAAGGCAAGCAAUGGAUAGUGAUGCAGCGUGCGUGGCUAGGAUGA
Molecule: messenger RNA, 711 nt
Organism: Impatiens glandulifera
Lineage: Eukaryota; Viridiplantae; Streptophyta; Magnoliopsida; Ericales; Balsaminaceae
Exons: 3
Coding region: 1-711 (236 amino acids)
Biological process (GO): DNA integration
Molecular function (GO): nucleic acid binding
Source: RefSeq, a predicted model, not a curated record